Endocarpon pusillum Z07020 is the source of this 633-nucleotide messenger RNA. RefSeq lists its product as uncharacterized. The coding region runs from base 1 to 633 and encodes 210 amino acids. The transcript is spliced from 2 exons. The record is from RefSeq and is a predicted model, not a curated record. NCBI's taxonomy places the organism in Eukaryota, Fungi, Ascomycota, Eurotiomycetes, Verrucariales, Verrucariaceae.
AUGGCCCCCGGUUGUGCAUGCCCAUGGGGACCAGAAGGUUGUACAAUCGAGCCUCAUUUCAGACCAAGUGCAUCACCAGCAGAGAAUGCAGCGAACGCUCUUGAGCAGCUCAAAGUUGUGCAAGAAGUGACUGAGAACACCUGUAACACGCUCAAAGUGAUCAAGACAAACAUAGUUGCUAAGCUUGAAGAGGCCAAGCUUGAAGGGCUGACUGCGGCGAUGGAAACUACUAAAGUUGACGACAAAGCCAAUACCAACAUUGAAUCCAAACCUGACGUUAACAUGGGCACGAACGCAGAGGCCAAUCCGGGCACUACCACUGAGAUUGCGGAAGCACCUACGAACGAUGCCAACACAACCAAAGCUGCUCCAAACAAUAAAUCCUGCUACGAGCAAAAGCUAGCCAGACUUAGCAAAGAUCUCAAGACUGUUGAUGCACAACUUACAACCUCAGAACACAAUCUCGUCGUGAUGGGAAAACUCUCAGAGGCAGCUAGAAAAUUCAGGGCUGAGCCAACUCUUCAACAUCUCGGUGAGAUGUUGGAAAUGAGGGAGAAAGUGCUCCAUGAUAUCGCGGAGCUCAAAAAACUUGCAACUAUGGUCAAGAGCUUCAGCGAAGAGUAUCUGGACUAA